Messenger RNA from Ochotona princeps (American pika), 1241 nucleotides. RefSeq names its product histamine receptor H4 (gene HRH4). Gene Ontology annotation, biological process: adenylate cyclase-activating adrenergic receptor signaling pathway; regulation of MAPK cascade; positive regulation of cytosolic calcium ion concentration. The transcript has 3 exons. Gene Ontology annotation, molecular function: histamine receptor activity. Gene Ontology annotation, cellular component: membrane. The record is from RefSeq and is a predicted model, not a curated record. Bases 68 to 1219 code for a protein of 383 amino acids. Lineage: Eukaryota; Metazoa; Chordata; Mammalia; Lagomorpha; Ochotonidae.
UACACACUGCUCAGAAUUGCCGCAUUGGACUCGCUGGCUCCUGUGAGCUUCUUCAGCGUUUGGUGUGAUGCCCGAUACUAACAGCACAGUUAACUCAGCCGGAAACACUAGCAUUAUUUUAGGGUUUUUAAUGUCCUUACUAGCCUUUUUUAUAGUGGUAGGAAAUGCGGUGGUCAUCUUAGCUUUUAUGGUGGACAAAAAUCUUAGACAUCGAAGUAAUUAUUUUUUUCUUAAUUUGGCCAUUUCAGACUUCUUUGUGGGUGCAAUUUCCAUUCCUCUGUACAUACCCCACACACUGUUUAAGUGGGAUUUUGGAAAAGAAAUCUGCUUGUUUUGGCUCGUAACUGACUAUCUUUUAUGUACAGCAUCUGUGUACAACAUUGUCCUCAUCAGCUAUGAUCGAUACCAGUCAGUCUUGAACGCAGUAACUUACAGAGCUCAGAACACAGGGAUCUUGAAGAUUGUCAUUCAGAUGGUGGCUGUUUGGGUGCUGGCCUUCUUGGUGAAUGGCCCAAUGAUUCUCGUUUCAGAGGCUUGGAAGAACGGGAGCCAUGAGUGUGAGCCUGGAUUUUUUUCAGCGUGGUAUGUCAUAGCCAUCACUUCGCUCCUGGAAUUCCUGAUCCCAGUUAUUGCCGUUGCCUAUUUCAACGUGUAUAUUUACCGGCGCCUGUGGAAGCGUGGUAACCUCACCAGGCACCGUGGCAGGUUCCUCUCUGUCUCCUCUUGUGACGGCGGGCAAGCAUUAAGAUGGGGGCUGUUCUCAGAGGAAGGAGAUCCAUCCCCUCAUUCACAGGGACAAGGCAGAAAGAGCAGCCUUUUGGCUUCCUUUAGAAGCCAGAAGAAAAGCAAAAUGAUUCAUGCUUCCAAAGGGAGUUCCCUCGCCCACGCGGAUUCCUUAUCCCUUCACCAUAGGGAACAUGUUGAACUGCUCAGAUCCAGAAAAUUAGCCAAGUCUCUGGCUGUCCUCUUAGCAGUUUUUGCCAUUUGCUGGGCUCCAUAUUCUUUAUUCACAAUUGUUAUUUCAACAUACCCCCCAGCGGAGCGCCCGAAAUCAAGUUGGUAUGAAUUUGCAUUCUGGCUUCAGUGGUUCAAUUCCUUUAUCAAUCCCGUUUUGUAUCCGUUGUGUCACAAGCGUUUCCAGAAGGCUUUCUUGAAAUUAUUUUGUGUGAAAAAGCAGCUCAUGACAUCACAAAGUCAGUCAUUUUCUUCUUCAAGAUAAUGUACUACACUCUGGAUUUUAG